Calidris pugnax (ruff) is the source of this 705-nucleotide messenger RNA. RefSeq lists its product as uncharacterized. Gene Ontology annotation, molecular function: ubiquitin binding. The coding region runs from base 1 to 690 and encodes 229 amino acids. The record is from RefSeq and is a predicted model, not a curated record. The transcript is spliced from 4 exons. Gene Ontology annotation, cellular component: mitotic checkpoint complex; kinetochore; bub1-bub3 complex. Gene Ontology annotation, biological process: mitotic spindle assembly checkpoint signaling. Lineage: Eukaryota; Metazoa; Chordata; Aves; Charadriiformes; Scolopacidae.
AUGGCGAGGCGGCGCGGCGCCGGUGGGCGGGGCGAGGGGAAGUACGCCUGCGCGGUGGCGGUAGUGGCGGUUGUUGCUAGGCCGCAGGCGGGAGCGCUGAGGGGUUUACGGGGUACGGUGGGGCCUGCGUGGCGGCGGAGCGGGCGCUGCGGCCUAAGGGCGGCCUCCCCUCAGCCGCUCGGCCUCGGUUCUCCCCCGCUCCUCGGGGGCCUUUUCUCUCACUCUCUUCCCUCCGCAGCAUCUCCGCCGACCCAGGCCUGUUUCUCCGCACCCCCGGAGCGAGCCCCGGUGCUUCUCGCCUUCCGUCGCCGCUGCUCAAGGCAGGAAGAAAAGUUUUUCCGUCGCCUUGCGGGAAGCGACCAAAGGAACAAGAUGAAAACGAUGACGGGAUCAAACGAGUUCAAACUAAAUCAAACUCCAGAUGAUGGUAUUUCAUCAGUAAAGUUUAGUCCAAAUACAUCUCAGUUUCUGCUUGUUUCAUCGUGGGACACAACUGUCCGGCUCUAUGAUGUUCCUGCCAACACCAUGAGACUCAAAUAUCAACAUUCAGGAGCUGUCCUUGACUGUGCUUUUUAUGAUCCUACCCAUGCCUGGAGUGGAGGGUUAGAUCAGCAACUGAAAAUGCACGAUCUGAACACGGACCAAGGUAAGCAGAUUGAAUUCUGUAGGUGGUCUCAGCAGCUGGCCUAAGCUUCAGAUUUAUGU